Sebastes umbrosus (honeycomb rockfish) is the source of this 1962-nucleotide messenger RNA. RefSeq names its product empty spiracles homeobox 1 (gene emx1). The record is from RefSeq and is a predicted model, not a curated record. Gene Ontology annotation, biological process: regulation of DNA-templated transcription; neuron differentiation; brain development. Gene Ontology annotation, molecular function: DNA binding; DNA-binding transcription factor activity, RNA polymerase II-specific. Lineage: Eukaryota; Metazoa; Chordata; Actinopteri; Perciformes; Sebastidae. The coding region runs from base 902 to 1600 and encodes 232 amino acids. The transcript has 3 exons.
CCAAGAAAUAAAAUGACAAAUUACGCAUUAAAAAUAUCAAUAAAUGCAACAUAUUUAUGCUUUUUUAAUACGAGGAAAUAGAUGCAUUUGUUGAUGAAUGAAUAUUUUAAAAAAUUAUAUUUCAGUUUGCACGUUUACCCGAUUGUAAAUCUGAAUCAAUAACUGAGAAAAUGAAUUAAAUAUCUGUCCAGGCUGGACUAACAUGUUGUUUUAGACCAUCAUAAAUGAAAAUUGCGUAAAUUAUAACUGUGAAAUGUAGGCUGUGAUAGUCGAGAACAGCGCGUAAAGUGACCUUUUACGUAAUUAUUUCAGAUAGAGCUAAAGGCCAUGUUCAACACUGUAUUUGAGGGUUAAAACACGAUGUUAAAACGACUCAACUUCACUGUGAAAAGAGUGAAAAUCCCACUCAAAAGUUGUUUUAUAUAUGGUCACUUCUAUAGACUUUCUGGCUGUUUGAACAAGUGUUUCUCCUCCUCCUCCACUGGCCCAGACUGUUUCCCUGAAGAAAAAACCGAGAUAUUAAGGCUGAAUAGGACACAAUGAGCCAUUAAUUGGGUGCACACAUGUUUUCUCAGCGUGUCUCUGUGACUAAGCUGCUCGGUCUCGUUGUGUGAUCUAUGGAGCAGGUACUUGAAGGAGACCUAUUGGCAGGUUGCUCUGCUCCAAUCAGCUCUCUCCGUGCGCGUAUUGGAGGUUGGAGGCGCUUUUACUUGGUGCGCACUUGUGCACAGAAACCUCAGACUUCAUGGAUCAUCAGGGCAAUUUGCAGCACUGUUGAGUUUUGCAGCAUCUCCACUGGACAACACCUCUCCAUCUUUGGUCAUGGUGCAUCUCUGAGAGGGAGAUCUGAAGGAACAAAGACUGAUCACUUCUCUUUUUUGGUUUCUAUUUCCAUCCAAAGAUGAUGUUUUCUUCUGCAGGGAAGCGUUGCUUCACCAUAGAGUCUCUGGUGGCCAAGGAGAACCCUCUGAUCUCGGAGGAUCCCAUCCGUCCAACUGCUUUGAGUUACUCCAACCCGACUACAGAUGUGUUAAUGAACAGCUACCAGGCUCCUCCAGGCAGGUCCCUGUACCAGAGUCCGGACCUGGUGUUCCCAGAGAACCACCCCUCUCUCACCGUGGCUCCUCACCAGCUCGGAGGAUCUCACCACCUGCAGCAUCCGCACUUCUUCGGCACGCAACAUCGAGACCCGCUCAACUUCUACCCCUGGGUCCUACGGAACCGCUUCUUCGGACACAGAUUUCAAGGUAACGACGUGUCCCAGGACAGCCUGCUCCUCCACGGCCCCUUCGCCAGGAAACCUAAACGCAUCCGGACGGCCUUCUCUCCGUCUCAGCUGCUCCGUCUGGAGAGAGCCUUCGAGAAGAACCACUAUGUGGUCGGAGCCGAGAGGAAGCAGCUAGCUAACAGCCUGAGUCUGUCUGAAACACAGGUGAAGGUGUGGUUCCAGAACAGGCGGACCAAGUACAAGCGACAGAAGCUGGAGGAGGAAGGACCAGACAGCCAGCAGAAGAAGAAGGGAAACCACCACAUCAACAGAUGGCGCAUGGCCACCAAGCAGCCCAGCUCCGAGGACAUAGACGUGACCUCAGAGGACUAAAACUGCCGUCCAACCUCCGACAAUGCUGCCCUAAAAAAACCCUGAGGACCAACACUAUUUAUUAUGUAAUAUUAUUAAGUAGACACAUUAGAGGAAGAACUAAAUAUGUGCUCAUCUCUUCAUCAAGGUGCUACACUGGGAAAAAAAAAUAUUUAAUGACAUCCAUCCUGAAUGUCUCUGGAUGAGGAGAGAUCCGUCCAUCAUUUAAUGAUCUUUGGUGUGACGACCAAAGAUGAAGAGAAACAACGUCAACCUCCAUCAUAGUCUGUUUUUUUAAAUAUUGUACAUAGUCCACGUAUUUUUAUACGUGAUGGUUGUUUUUGAAAGAGGCUAUUUGUUUCAUUAAAGCUGUUUUUACCACC